Molecule: messenger RNA, 948 nt
Organism: Aspergillus piperis CBS 112811
Lineage: Eukaryota; Fungi; Ascomycota; Eurotiomycetes; Eurotiales; Aspergillaceae
Exons: 2
Coding region: 207-785 (192 amino acids)
Source: RefSeq, a predicted model, not a curated record
UUUAUCGUCAUCCUUUCUGUACAACAGAUCGUGACUGUUAGACCUGUUGACAUCCCAACUCAUCACAAGUUUGGAACGUGAAUUCAUCAAUUCUAAUUUCGAAAAGAUCAUCUGCGGACCAACAGUUUGAACUCCUGCAACCUGCAUCGUCUCUGUUGAAAUCGCGCAUUUACCUACAUAAUUGCCUUCAGACCAAGACCAACCCAAUGCCCAACAACAUGAACGGACGCCCUGUUCAAGAGGCUCAUAUAGAUGGAAAUGAAUCAUCUGAUACAAUUGAAACAUCCAGCAGUGUCACUGUUGGGCUGAUGGAGAGGGAGAUCAGGGACCAGAUCAUGGCCCUGCAGGGAAACAGGACGAAUGAAUUUGAGCAACAGCUCUAUAUCGAACCCUACACUGCUAUAGAAGCGCAAGAGGGAGGAACCGAGGGAGGAACCGAUUCGCAUACGGCUCCUGUAGAAGAAGUUCCGCGCCGUCACGGUUCGGUUAUCGACCUGACAUCUAUGCCCGCCCCUCUCGAAAAGGCUCUCGCCAAGAUCAGAUCGGCAGGAGUGCCAGAGGGCAAAGUUCUCCGCUGGCUGGUGACUUUGGCCCAAUGGCGAAGCGACGAAUUUGUCGCGGAUGCUGUCGAGGAUCUAGAGUUCUUUUUAGAUUUGUUCAGACUGCGCUUGGAAACCUUUCGCAAUGGAGCUGUUGCGAGAGAUCCUAAGCUUCGCGCUGCAUUGUGGCGCGCUGAGAUGAACGCUUUGGAUUCUCCUCUCCUCAAGAGGCCGCGGCGUGAAUAGUACCCCUUCUAAUGCCGGUACCUUUGAUCUGUUCUCUUAUGGAAGGUUAUUACCCCUUUUUGGCUCUCGCAAGAGUAUCUGUGUCUCGAAUUGGCUCAACUACGCCUACUUUCUGCUUUUGUGUAUCUGUUAGGGUUGCCUUCCUGAGACAAGAGACAUAAUC